Molecule: messenger RNA, 399 nt
Organism: Vicia faba (fava bean)
Lineage: Eukaryota; Viridiplantae; Streptophyta; Magnoliopsida; Fabales; Fabaceae
Source: the annotation of a GenBank genome assembly
AUGGGACCUCUUUCAAAUCAUAAAAUACUUUGUGGGUCUCAUCCAGAGCUUCAUAUUCCAGGAUUUCCUCGUCAGCAGCUAGUUUCUGGCCUCCAAGUGAAUCUAUGGGGCAACGCGUAUCAGCAGAGACAGAAGAAACUUGAGAAGCAUGUUAAUGAAAUACCAAUGCCUAACAUCCAGUUACUUUCUCGUCUGUUGGAAAUUCAAUUGGUAAAGCUCUAUUCUUUGGAUCCUCUUCCCACAAACCUCUCCCCUGAUUUCGAUGUGAAUGCUAGAUUUGUUUCCCAUCCUUGGGCACCUGGUUAUGAUAUUGAGGACCGUAAGAGGUUGAAGUAUAAAGACUGGCACUUGUCAGACUUCUUUUCCAAAGACCAGUCCCUCUUUGGAAAAUUGUUUUAG